AUGUCAGAGCAACAACGACAAUCCGGAGUCUCCGAUAAGGAAAUUCAGCCUUAUCGCAUACAUGUAUCGAGUAAAUAUCUAGAUAUUACGCGUCAGAAGCUGGAGCUUACCCGACUACCUCAUGAGCCGUCUUCUAAAGAUUGGUGGGAGCCAAAGCCUCAAGUUGAAUCUCUAGUUGAUUUCUGGCAAGAAUCAUUCUUGUGGCGGGAUCACGAAGAAGAGCUCAACAACACACUUUCACAGUUCAGAACCAGCUUCCAGACUUCCACACCGCCAACACCUGUCCGGAUUCAUUUCAUCCACACUCGUUCACCUCAUGCAAACGCCAUUCCUCUUCUCUUGAUACCGCCUUUCCCUCUCACUAAUCUUUCACUUGGUCAUCUUGUUCAACCCCUCAGUGACCCUGAAGAUGCCGGGGGCGUCCGGCCCUUCCAUGUCGUGAUCCCAUCAUUGCCUGGGCUAGGGUUCAGUGAUACCUUGCCCCCCAGUGCUCCCCCGGUUUCUACAACAGCGAAAUUGUUGGAUGACUUGAUGAGAAGAUUGGGUUAUGAACACUACAUCGCCAGCAACGCCGGAUCUGCUUCUAUUUCCCCAGCUGCCAUUGACUGGAGACUGGCCCGACAUCUCUCGAACAACUUUCCAGAAUCUUGCUUAGGAUUCCAUAUGAUUGCACCUCCUCUUACAUCCCCUACACUUUCAGAUUCAGCAAGCGAAUGGCUCAAGUGGAAAGUGGCUCGUAUCCUAAGCUCUCCAGUUCUUGGAUAUACCAAGGACGAUAUCACGGCUACACAGAAGCGGAAGACGUCACGGCUGGACAAGAAGAAAUCUGCGAUCAAUCUGGGGCAAGAUGCCCGCGAAGAUUACGAGCCCAACACCCUCUCUUAUGCCCUCUGCGACUCGCCUACCGGCUUACUGCUCUAUGUGCUAAAGGUCCUUCGCAGCGUGGGUCCUAAGAAAGAGCUUUCACAAAAGGACAUCAUCACCCUCACUUGUCUGAUUUGGCUGCCCGGUCCCGAAGCUGCUCUCCGAUUUUGGGCACAGUGCGGUUCAGAGAUUGAACCCGUGGAGGGAAAGAAACAUGCUAAGAAGCCAAAGGUUGCCAUUAGUGUGUUCAAUGGCGACGAAGACCAGAGUGAAGAGCAAAAAAUACUGCCUCGACCUAAAAAGGUAAGCUAUUCUUGCCCCGCCUGGGCGAACAAGGACUACCAGGUGGUGCAUCUGAACCGAGCUUCUGGAACUCCCGGGUUCUUAGCUUGGGAUCGACAAGAUGUGAUCCUGGAUGGAGUGCGCGGUCUAGCCAAGGCAAUCCUGGAAAAGGAUAAGAGAAUGCAGGCUGCGGAACAACCUGGAGCAACGCUUCAGAACCAGCUUGAAACACAAGACGGUCGUAUAGCUCAAGCGGAUCUAUCCGGAACGACUGUGCAGGAGCCAAAGGCCAGUCCCAGCGAGGGUCCAGUCAAGCAGGAACUGCCAAAGCCGAUAGAGGACGAGAAUCAACAUCUGGUUCCUCCACCAGCGACCUCGCAUGGAGGCGCUAACUGA
Messenger RNA from Fusarium venenatum, 1542 nucleotides. RefSeq lists its product as uncharacterized. The record is from RefSeq and is a predicted model, not a curated record. Gene Ontology annotation, biological process: Golgi to plasma membrane transport; exocytosis. NCBI's taxonomy places the organism in Eukaryota, Fungi, Ascomycota, Sordariomycetes, Hypocreales, Nectriaceae. Gene Ontology annotation, cellular component: exocyst.